Trichoderma breve is the source of this 1152-nucleotide messenger RNA. RefSeq lists its product as uncharacterized. Bases 1 to 1152 code for a protein of 383 amino acids. The transcript has a single exon. Lineage: Eukaryota; Fungi; Ascomycota; Sordariomycetes; Hypocreales; Hypocreaceae. The record is from RefSeq and is a predicted model, not a curated record.
AUGUGUGAGUCUUGGUGGCAUUACCGACAAUUCCUAGAAGAGCAACGCAGAGUUUUAGCAGAAGAUUUGGACAUCAAGGCAUUUGAGUAUGGCCUCGAUCAAUUCCCAGCUUUAAAGAGGAUAACCAUCACGCCUGCAGCUCAUGGGACGUUAUUUGCUCCCCUGUACAAAACACCAAUGAUCCGGACAUUGCCAUAUGGCUUGAAUUACAGCAUUCCACGAGGUUGGCCGGUUUCAGGCGGGCCCUAUCUUCCGGCUGAUGAGUGGAUAGAAGAGAACAAAGGGAAAUGGCGAGGAUUCAAGGAGGUAAUCCGCUGUCUGGCAGAACGUAAAGCAGCAGGAGUGAAAGAGCUUGUGUUGGACACCCACCUGUUGCCAACGGGCGUAACUUGCCGCUUUUUUGACCAGCCUAGUUUGGAAUAUGACCAUCUUGUUGAUCUUCUUCAAAGACCUGGGUUCCGCCGCCUUGAUCUUGCUUUGAUGGUCGGCCAACAGGAACCGGGAGACUGGGAGUCUCUUCGAAAUGGACGCUUGCGAAGCGCAUUGGCAGAGGCUGCAGAAUUGGAACAUUUCCAACUGAACACAGAUAUCGGAUAUCCCAGGGCGAGAGAUCCUGGCUCCCACCUUGCCCUCCUCUAUGACAUCUUUCCGAUAGAGCGAUGGCCGAAGCUACGGCAUUUUGGGCUGACAAGAUUUCUUGUUUCGCAGCGUGAUCUUGUUUCUUUCUUAUCAAAACUACCGGCCUCCGUUCGAACCAUUGAGCUGAAUUGUCUACAUUUCAUCUCCGGUGACGAUAGCCACAGAGAUUUGUUGGAGAAUAUGCGCGACUCUCUGGACUGGAAAACGAGAAAUGCUGCUGGGCGCCCAAAAGUGACCAUCAGACUGGACCUUCUAAAGUACCGCCUUCUAGACUUCGGCGAAGUCGGUAGCCGGACUGUCUCGCUUGAAGAAGAGGUUGGUAAAUUUCUGUAUGAUGGAGGGCCCAAUCCAUUCCAUCAAUUGUUCCGCGAUGUAGUACUGCCCGGGCAUGGUGGCGCGCUGCGAGAUGAGUUUCAGCCUGAGCUGGUGCAUCCAUGGGUAGAUCAUGACACCCUCGUGCUCAUGGGGAUCGAGAAGGAAUCUCCUUCUGUUAGAAAUGAGGAUGGCGAAUGA